UCAUUUUUUGUAGAUAAAUGAUGUAAUGUCGUGUCCGUCUUGUUCAGUUGAAUCACAUUACGAGUCUGUCACUGCUGUACCUGAUCUGUUUGUACAAUGUUACAUGUCAGUUAUUGUAAAAUGUAAUACGUGUCAAUGUCAGUUGCAAUGUCAACAAUGUAACACACAUGUAUGUGUCUUACAACAAGAACACACUUAUGCUAAACAACAUACCAACGAUUCCUUUCAAGCCAUCCUUCAACAGCCUCUGGAUGCUUCUAUCACAAGUGAGAUGGAAAAUUUAGGUCACCAUCUCAUGCAACAAAAAUCGAGGAAAUCAAAAGAUGGGGUGGUGACAUUUAUAUCAGGGGGAAAGGUCAAGAAAUUCCGUUCGAUGAUUAGCGGAUCCGAAGAAGCAACCAAUGAGCAAUAUCACCUUGAAAUUUCGGGUCUGCAAUGCGAACUAAAAGACAUACUUCGUACCCCCUUUCGGAUGCCACAUGGUGACAUCAUCUACAUUUGGGUCUGAGUGGAACAAGAACGAGAGUAUUGAAAAGGUAAGCAAGUGAACAUAAGUGCUUAAAAAAAAAUUUGCUCAGCGAUACAUUACAGAAUUUUAUAUUCAUCCAGUUUUAUAUUUUGAUUCUACUAGAUGGUUAGCAAAAUAUCAGAUACAAUGCGAGAGUGAGGCCAGCAUCCACAGACAGGAGAGCCGAGUAAUCAAUGACAACUUGCUAAAAGAAUAUCUCCCCCUUUUGGUAAAGGACAAGAAAACAGAAGAAAUGCUAUUGACUAAUGUCCCACUUGUAGUUGUUAAAAAUUUGGC
Anneissia japonica is the source of this 805-nucleotide messenger RNA. RefSeq lists its product as uncharacterized. NCBI's taxonomy places the organism in Eukaryota, Metazoa, Echinodermata, Crinoidea, Comatulida, Comatulidae. The transcript is spliced from 2 exons. The coding region runs from base 26 to 508 and encodes 160 amino acids. The record is from RefSeq and is a predicted model, not a curated record.